Messenger RNA from Erpetoichthys calabaricus (reedfish), 2006 nucleotides. Its product is annotated as beta-1,4-galactosyltransferase 1-like. NCBI's taxonomy places the organism in Eukaryota, Metazoa, Chordata, Cladistia, Polypteriformes, Polypteridae. Gene Ontology annotation, molecular function: cytoskeletal protein binding; beta-N-acetylglucosaminylglycopeptide beta-1,4-galactosyltransferase activity. Gene Ontology annotation, biological process: protein N-linked glycosylation; carbohydrate metabolic process. The transcript is spliced from 6 exons. Bases 192 to 1301 code for a protein of 369 amino acids. The record is from RefSeq and is a predicted model, not a curated record.
UCCCCGCCUCGGCUGAAGAGGAAGACGAAACUCGGAGCAGGAAGUGAGCGCGUCGUGUCCUUAGGCGAGCGUCGCCUGCAGCGCCAGUUGUUGAGCGCUUGUUCCCAAAGGGGCUGUUACGUGAAGCGAAGCUCAUCAUCAUCUUAUCUUUGCACCGUUUCUGGCUUCGUGAGCGGAGGUGGGGAACCGUCAUGUCAACCGCCGUUAACGGCCUCGCCCUGCCGGGGAGUUGCCUCCAGAAAACCUGUAGCGUGGUGGUGGUCGUCUGCGUCCUCCAUUUCUCAGUCAGCCUGCUCUACUACUUCAACACUUUCCAGGGCCUGCAAGAGAAGAUCUUCGUUCAGAACCCCCAGCACAAGGAGGUGGGCACGCAGGUAACGGAGAUAUCCAGUCGGACCGUUGGAGUCCCUGCCAAACCUCGGACCACCACCUUGGCCCCUCCGGUUACAGAGGCGGCGGCGGCUCCCCCAAUCGUGGACCUGCCGGCGUGUCCAGAGAACCCGCCGCAACUGGUGGGCCCCCUACGGGUGGAAUUCUCUGACAUCAUCACCUUAGACGAUGUGAGGAAUCAGAAUCCAAAUCUUCAGGAUGGAGGGCGCUUUAUGCCUAAGGAAUGCAAGGCUGUCCAGAAGGUGGCACUGAUCAUCCCGUUCCGAAAGAGGGAGGAGCACCUCAAGUACUGGCUCUACUACCUGCACCCCAUCCUGCAGCGGCAGCAGCUCGACUACGGGGUCUACGUGAUCGAGCAGAGCGGCGAUGCGACCUUCAACCGUGCCAAGCUCUUGAACGUCGGCUACGUGGAGGCCCUGAAGGAGUACGACUACAACUGCUUCGUCUUCAGUGACGUCGAUCUCAUCCCAAUGGACGACCGCAACAUCUACAAGUGCUACAAGGAGCCGAGGCACCUGGCGGUGUCCAUGGAUAAGUUUGGCUUCAGGUUACCGUACAACCAGUUCUUUGGAGGGGUCUCGUCGCUGAGCAAGGAGCAGUUUGAAAAAAUCAACGGUUUCCCCAAUGAUUACUGGGGCUGGGGUGGCGAAGACGACGACAUCUACAACAGGAUUACCUUCCGAGGCAUGUCGAUCUCCCGGCCCGACGGAGUCAUCGGAAAGUGUCGGAUGAUCCGCCAUGACAGAGACGCCAAGAACGACGCCAACCCGCAGAGAUUUGACCGAAUUGCCCGAACGCGGCAGACGAUGAACACCGACGGCAUCAACUCGCUGACGUACCAAGUGGUCGAGGUUCACAAGGACCGCCUGUACACCAAGGUCCUGGUGGAUGUUGGCUCACCGAACAGGUAACCAUGGAGCAGAGACCACCUACAGACUGUGAAACCCACCACCGAAUGUGCCUUCUUGCCCCGUGCCCGAGCUUGGCACCAGGCCACUUUCCUCCUUUUAAGAAGACUCUCCAUUAUAAUCUCUGACUCGAUCGUCAUCUGGGCACUGUGCCCAGUACCCAGCCUUCCCGUGAAGUUGGCGGCACGUCUCACUCCAGUGGUGCCCCCUGACAACUCGCCACGUCUUCCUCUGUUUGCUGUGCACCCCCCGGGCUCUUUGUUCUGAACUCGGGUGUGCAGCGCAUGGACAUUGAGGAAGAAGGCUGGGAGUCAUGGGGGGGGCGUCCUCCUGCCAGGGGCCGUGCCCGGGACCGACAAACGGCAGUCCUCACUGGCGUGGCACCUCUUCAGAUCUCAGGACCCUUUUGCUUCUGCUCUUGCUGGUGUUCACGUAUUUAGUGGGGCCUCGGGUCAGGUGAGCGUGACGAGGCCUGAAACGCUGACCUGGGGGGGUGAUGACAAUCUAGCCUGGGCACCAGGUGUUGUCUCGGACCCCUGGCCUCAUGUUAGUGUGCUUUUGCUCUUAGUGCCUUUUUCGAAGACGUGGGUGAGUUUUUAUUUUUUUACCGGAUGCCCAUAUAGCGCCCCCUGUGGGUUCGUUUGUAUCGAGUGCACGAAUGCCACAAUACAGAAUUUAUUUAUUUAAUAAACACUUGAAGCUGCUCGA